This is a messenger RNA of Schistocerca serialis cubense, 1509 nucleotides long. Its product is annotated as juvenile hormone esterase-like. The coding region runs from base 1 to 1509 and encodes 502 amino acids. The record is from RefSeq and is a predicted model, not a curated record. The transcript is spliced from 8 exons. NCBI's taxonomy places the organism in Eukaryota, Metazoa, Arthropoda, Insecta, Orthoptera, Acrididae.
AUGCUGUCCCAGCGGAAAGGAGAACCACAUGACCCAAACUCGUACCGGGGAAUCGUACUAGAGAACAGCCUCCUCAAAAUACUGACGAGCCUGAUAAAGAUAAGACCAACAGAAGAAAUCGACAACAAGAUCCCAGAGGAACAAUUUGGAUUCAGGAAAGGCCGAAGCACCCUACACGCAGUCAGAAACCUCAUAGACGACCUAGAGGAGAAAAUAAGACUCCCGAAAGGAAAAUUCCACACGGUAUUCGUCGAUUCCACAAAGGCUUUUGACAAUCUCAACAAGACCAUAACAUGUGCCAAACUAGAACAGGUGGUGGAACAAAACAAGGAACUAAGGGUCUUGACACACAGCAUCCUGAGCAAAAACACCAUCAUAAGAUCAGACAACGUGGUGGCGAUGCUGCGGUUCGUCACACUGGUGGCGCUGCUGGCUGUCUCCUCUGCAGUCGACAACCCGACCGUGCAGCUGCCGCUGGGCUCGCUGCGCGGCACGCGGCUCAAGUACGAGGGCAGGGCGUACCACGCCUACCGCGGCGUGCCCUACGCCGAGCCCCCGGAGCGUUUCAAGGAGGCAACGCGGAAGCGUCCCUGGAGCGGAAUGUUGGACGCGACCGAGGACGGGCCGAGCUGCCUGCAGCACGAUGCCUACGCGGACGAGGGGGACGGAGCGGAGUACAUGGGCGACACGGACUGCCUCUUCCUAAACGUGUACACCCCUGCGGUGAAAGGCGAGCGAGGCUUCCCUAUAAUAGUGUACAUACAUGGAGGGGGCUAUUCGAGCGGUCAUGCCGGUUCGGAGUGGGUCGACCCCCAGUACUUCAUGCUCAAGGAUGUGGUCGUCGUGACCGUCGCCUACAGACUGGGCGUCUUUGGAGGGUACGCGCUGCCGGCAGGGUUCCUGUGCACGGGCGACGACCAGACGCUGGCCAACCUGGGGCUGCGCGACCAGGCGCUCGCGCUCCGCUGGGUGCGCGCGCACGGCCCGGCCUUCGGCGGCGCCGCCGACCGCGUCACGCUCAUGGGCCACGACGCAGGCGCCGCCAGUGUCCACCUCCACAUGCUGGCACCAGCCUCCAAGGGUCUGUUCUCGCGCGCCAUCUCCCAGAGUGGCGUGUGGCUGGACUGGUGGCUGGGCGCGCAGCAGCCUCGCCAGGCGGCGGCCACCGUGAGGACGCUGGCGGCGCUGCUGGGCUGCUACUGGGAGCCGCCCUCGCUGAUGCCCUGCCUGCGCAGCAGGCCGAUCCGACAGCUGUUCAACGCGACUGCGCAAUUCCAGUUCUGGUCGAUCGAGCCGCUGUCGCUGUUCCGGCCGUGCGUGGACACGCCGACUGCCUCUCCGUUCCUGCCGGUCGACCCCCUGCAGCUGCUGGAGGACGGCCAGGUGGCCAGCGUGCCGUGGCUGCUCGGCGUCACCUCCGACCAGGGGCUCUUCCGUCUCGCCGAGUGCGUAAGGUGGAAGUCUGCCCUGAAUGCUCAAGUAAAAGUUCACAGGCCAAUAGGCGAUUGA